AUGGGAGCCGAUCUUUCAUAUCCACAAGUUGUGAUAUCACCUGAACGAACAUAUAUAGUCACAGGUGGAAAUACAGGUAUUGGAUUUUGCAUUGCUAAAGAAAUUGCUAAAAUGGGCGGUCGUGUUAUUAUUGCCUGUAGGAAUAUGAGCAAAGCUGAAGCGAUGCAGGAAGAAUACGAGAAAGAAUUGAAAGAAAAACAAGAAAAUGUUCAGGAAACAAACAGAACAGAACCAAAACUAUUGAAUGUUGAAAUGAUGGAAUUAGAUUUAGCAUCUUUUGAUAAAACAAUGAAAUUUAUAGAAGAAUUUAAAACCAGAAACUGUCCUUUACAUGUUCUGAUUUGUAAUGCAGGAGUGGUUACUGCCAGUAAAGAAAUGACAGAUGAUGGAUAUGAAAUGAUGUUACAGUCCAACUAUUUGUCGCAUCUUCUGAUUACUCUACAUUUUCUACCAAUUCUACAAAAAUCUGGUGACGAUGCUAGAAUCGUCAAUGUGUCUUCAGACGCUUAUUAUAUGGGAACAUUUGACCCUACAAAUUUAAAUUGUGAACGUUCUUUCGGUAAAGUGGGUAUCUACGGGAAUUCAAAACUAUUUCAGAUUAUGUCUACAUUGUGGUUGAGUCGACAUUUAAAAUACCCCACUGUAUCAAUCACUUCCUGUUAUCCGGGUAUUGUUAACACUCGACUGUUAUAUGCCACGGCAAUAGGUCGUCUGCUAAGUAAUUUUUAUCCUAGAACUCCACUAGAUGGGGCUGCAACUAUUAUCAAGGCUGCUACAGACCCCGAGUUUAAAGGUGUAACUGGUGUAUAUAUAAAAGAUUGUAAAACAACCUCAACUACAUCUUAUGCAAAGAGAGUUGAUAUCCAGAAUCAGCUGAUAGAUUACAGUUUACAAUCAAUGUCUAAAUAUUUACCAACAGAUCUAAAAGAUUGCAUAGAUUACGAAGAUCAGGGUUCUACAUAAUAUACAAUUUUGGAUCAUGAACAAAAUAAAUUUUCCGACAAAAGACUUUCGGGAAAAGAUACACCUAUUCACAUAAUAAUCGUAACAGAAAAAAAACAAUAGCUAUUAAAUGGUAUAUUCAUAUUAUAUCCUGAAAAGAGUUCAUGUACGAAAUUUGGCUAUGUUUUUCUCAGGAAAGCUGGUAUUCCGAAUAAACUGAAGGAUUACAUUUAACUAAAAUUGUCUAAAUAUUUACUACAAGAUCUAACCACUAUAUACUUUAGAUUGUCAAAAGAAAGGUUCUACAUAAUAUACAGUUGCGACGACCCCGCCCAUUCAUUUAUUUUGAAGAGGCGGGGGGGGGGGGGAUAUCCAAUCAAAGAUUGAAAUUAAACCAAGUUUUUUUUUAAAUUUUAACAUUUUCAUGUUAACGUUGUUGUAUAAACUUCGUUUCAAUAAACAGUUUAUAUAUCUGUUUUUGUAUAUCCAAAAUGUCUUCUGAGUACUACGCUAUAUACUUGAGUAAUGGGAGCAUGCAAUCAGCGAGUUGGUCUCCGGCAUCCCCAAACCUCUGCACGUCACUUCUUUCCGGUAAAGAUGGAAUAUGUGCAAUUAAUUAAAAAUCAUUAUUAAUGUAACAAUAGCCAUUUAGAGGUACUAAUAUCUAACUAUAUAGAUGAAUCCAUUCUGAUUAAAGAUAUUAUACAAUUUCAUUAUGUGAGUUUAUAUUGUGAUAAA
Molecule: messenger RNA, 1680 nt
Organism: Patella vulgata (common limpet)
Lineage: Eukaryota; Metazoa; Mollusca; Gastropoda; Patellidae
Product: retinol dehydrogenase 14
Exons: 7
Coding region: 1-963 (320 amino acids)
Source: RefSeq, a predicted model, not a curated record